UAAUAGGGUCAAUACAGUUUGUAUCAUUAAUAGUAAUCCGUGAUAGCGAUGAAAUUUGAGUUUCACGCGAGCCGAAUCAUUCCGAAAGUGCACGAAUUCCGACGAAUGCCGGCUGAUCAUCACUUGGUUAUUUUUACCGCGUACGCGUAGCGAGCGUACACAUGCGAGAAGAUGUUCCCUUGGAUCGGUUUCUUGGAUCAUCUCUCCUUCGCGAUAAGUGAUAGAUAAAAAAAGAAAGUGUGCAAGAGUGAAUCGAUAAAUCUCGUGGUAUUUAUAAAUCUUUAUUAUCCAUUCAUCCGAGGACAAAGUAUAUUUUCUUCGAAGAAUUUAAAUCAAGGAGGUGAAUCGAAGAAGUAUCCUCGAAAAUUUAAAUUACGCGGCACACGUGGACGCACUCGGAUCUCAUUGAAAUGAACGAAAUGACGACGUCAUUUGUUUCUCUCUCUUCGUGCUAACGUCGACUCUCUCGUUAAGGAAUAUCGGGAAGGUAUUUGGAGAAGGAUAACGCAUAAUGUAUGGGACGAUUAUUGCGAUCGAAAACGUCGAAACGGCGAAACAACGAGGACACAAGGGGAGAGAGAGAGAGACCGAUCAUAUGGUCUAAUUUUAAUGCGAGUUGUUUUACCUUAGUGACCUAAAAAUAUCGGUGAAAUUCGAUUAGCCUAGAGCCUGCCGCCUUCCGUUGCCUGCGGCAUGCGAGGAGCAUCUAGCUAAGUAUUUUUAGGAAAAACUCUUCCAACAUUUUCACGAACGAACUCGUUUUACAUUGGAUAUACGUAUAUUAGUUGGCUCAUCCUUUUGCUUUUAUAGCCAACAUAGUAUUGAUGACUAUCAAAGAGAAUACAAUUUUCUCUAUUCGAUCGUACGAAAUGCUUCGAUCGAUCGAUCGCUCUUUUACAAGCUAAUUCGAAAACUUUUUUUUCUUUUAUACCCAAGAGGAAGAUAACGAGUUUUAUGAGAUAAAACAUUAACUUGUCGAAACUUUUCGAAGCAAUACAGGUACGCGUUUAUAUAUGUGCAUAUACAUGCACGCACAUAUAUGUAUAUAUAUAUACAUGUAUAUAUAUAUAUAUAUAUAGAUAUAUAUACAUGUAUUUAUAAAUCAUUUCAAAGAUUUAUGAAUGUAGAAGAAAGUAAUGGGAAGUAGGAUAGAAUCGUUAUCGAGCAUAAUAAACGAGAGAUCAGCGAAGACGGGAGUGUCGUCGUCGUCAUCGUCGUCGUCGUCGUCGUUGUUGUCGUCGUCGUCUUCGUCGUCUUCGUCGUCGUCGUCGUCGUCGUCGUCGUCGUCGUCGUCGUCGUUGUCAUCGUUGUCGUCGUCGUCGUCGUCGUCCUCGUCGUCGUCGUCGUCGUCGUCGUCGUUAGAAGAUAAGACUGUUUGUGGCGAUUUCAUGGGAAGAAAACGUGUACCAACAAAGGUGAAGAAAGAAGAGGCUGACGAGGAAAUUAGGGAAUAUGCAGCAACGGCAAUGAGUGAAUUGUUGGGAUGGUACGGCUAUGAGAAAGUUGACAGUGGUUACACCAGAGGCUUAAAUCUUGAUCACUUUGCACCCGUUGCAACUUCGAAACAUACCUUGCCUGAAAUGGAUCGACAGUUCAUAUUUAAUGGAGCUUCGUCGAGAUCGCCGAUGGCUACUAAUCAUCAAUCGGCCUUUUCUCAUUCUCUACGAACGAAAUUAAUACCUUCCUAUUAUUCUAACGAAAUUUCGAAGAAUCCCGAUAAAGUUUCGGCAACUUCUUCCUUAGAAAUCAAAACUUUACCGUCUACCUCACGAUUACCUUAUCACAACGACUCAACUUCGAGUAGUCCAGAUGAAAUGACGGACGUCGGACACAGAGUAAUAUCCUGUUCUUGGUGCGGACGAAUCGGUGAGACGUGGGAACCAGGAAGAACGAAUCCACUCUCUUGCGGAAUGGUCAAUGCAUUGGGACAAUUUUGUAGCGAAGCAUGCUUUGCUGCUGGUCGAAGGGCCGCUUUCAAGAGAGCUCGUACAUGUGAUUGGUGCAGACACGUACGAAAUCCGAUCAGUUACGUUGAUUUUCAGGAUGGCGAAAGUCAGCUUCAAUUUUGUAGCGACAAGUGCUUGAAUCAAUACAAAAUGAAUAUAUUUUGUCGAGAGACCGAGACUCAUCUUGCCCUCCACGGACUUACCACGAUCCCUUCCCAGAGUGAUUCUGGAAAGGGUGGUGGUGGACUAAUAACACCCGAGCUUUGGCUUCGAAACUGUCAAUCACCUCGUAGUUCGACGGAGGAAAUUCUUAUCGUCGACGACGAGUCGAUUAGUAGACUCUCGCCUUUGUCUCAGAACGUCGAAAUCGAUCGCAAGGAAUCGAUCGAUGUUGCGAAAUCUGAAAAUAUGUCUCUCAAGAUAAUUAGAAGAAAUUCCUUUUGCACGCGAACGGACGUUAAUACAACAUCGAGAGCAUUCGUAAGGAAGACGGAGAACGCAGAUGAGAAGAUGAGCGAGGACGGCGAAAGUAUUCGCGAGACCGUUAAAGAAACAUUGAAAGAUCAAGAAUAUCAAAAGUAUUAUCAUUGCGCAAACGAUCGUAUACAUUGUAGACUUCCUUAUUCAGAUUCGAAUUUGUUAAAUCUUAGCCAAUCGGGAUCGUCUUUCAUAGAUCAUAACAAACAACAUAUAAUAGGAAACCCGAUGGACGGUGGUGAAUUGCACGAUAGGCAUCAGAUCUAUAAAUCUGCUAUGGAACAAAAAACUGAUAUACACGUGAAGAACGUGAAAGGAUUGCGAGGUAGAGAAUCCAGAAGUCGGGAAAAUGUUCGGUACUCUCAACAGAGGAAAUUCCGAAAAUCCUCCCCUUGGAUUCCGGAGACAUCUUCGUCGCCUAUACAAUCAGAGGCAGCGCCUUCGCCUGGCUCCUGUACCGACGAAUCCAGACAACGCAAAUAUCCCUCGGAUCUCAGGAUGUAUACCGACACGCCAUCGGUUCAUCCUGUUCAAUCCCAAUUUUCGGCCCAGGCUCCGUCCACGUCGUUGUUACCUCCCGUAACGAUACUCGUACCUUAUCCUAUACCAAUACCAAUUCCAGUUCCUAUACCUAUACCACUUCCCACAUCGAUCUUUGCCAAAUUUCUAACUGAGAAGAAAGAAACGGACUCCGAUCGAAAGAGUUCUACCUCGGACAAUUUAACGGAUAGCGUUAUCUCUAUGACGGAUCAUACGAGAUCCGUAAAAACCAAUUCCCCGUCUGAGACUCCUCCGGGACCGGACAAGUGUCACUUUACGGUGAUUUCUUCCAAUAGCGACAGUGAACAUUCUACCGUGAUAUCGAGUAAGAACAUAGUUUCGAAAAGUUCUACGAGGUCGUUGAGAAAGAAGAAACGCGUUAAUGAGAAUACGGAAAGUACCGAUCGUCAAUCAACCAAGCGAAGAAGUAAAUUUCUAACGACUUAGGAACUUUGUGCAGCGUUUAGACAUUUUUAUAUUAUUUCGAUUAAAUUGUCAUUAAAGUAACUAUUUUUAAGAUGA
Vespa crabro (European hornet) is the source of this 3485-nucleotide messenger RNA. It is a transcript of the gene Sobp, whose product is annotated as sine oculis-binding protein homolog. Gene Ontology annotation, biological process: animal organ development. Gene Ontology annotation, cellular component: nucleus. The record is from RefSeq and is a predicted model, not a curated record. The transcript has 5 exons. Lineage: Eukaryota; Metazoa; Arthropoda; Insecta; Hymenoptera; Vespidae. The coding region runs from base 1137 to 3410 and encodes 757 amino acids.